AGCAGCGCCUCGCAAAAAGCUCCAGCUCUCCGAGCAAAAGCUGCCAGAUCAGCACGCAGGUCGUCCGCCGACGCCAGCGCGCACCAGUUCAGCAACUUACGCAAGUCUAAGCGAGCGCCGGGCAGCACCGGGCAGCCCGACAGACCAGCUAAGAGGCAGCACAGACACACCCACAAGCAACCAUGGGCGCCGGCGCGAGCGCCGAGACGAAGAUCACGAAGAGCGACGCGCUCAUGGCCGUGCACGAGGCCUUCCAUGGGAAAGGCGACGGCGAGUUAUCCAUCCAGGAGAUCGUCUCCGCGGCGCCGGCGCCGACACCCAAAACGGCGCCCGCGAGCUCGCAGGACUGGAGCGCCAUGUUACGGGCGCCGCCGGACCCUUCCGUGGCGGCGCGCUACGCGGCCGAACAUCGCAAGGCCGUCGAUGUGCCGAAGCGGCUGCAGCUCGCCUUACAAGAUGAGGGCGCCAUGUUCCGGCUGUGCACGCACUUCCAGCGCAAGGAGGACAAGAAUUCCGAUGGAGGGUUGACCAUGGACGAAUUUACCCAUUUAUUCAAUCAAAUCGACCCGGACGCCCCGAACGAGAUCAUCCAGGAGAUGUUCACGCUGGCCGACACGAACCAGAUGGGGUCCGUCGACACGUGGGAGGUCAUGCCCAUCAUGCACCGCAUGAUUAAUCACGCCCUUCAUACGCGCAUCACGGAAGAAUUGCGCAAAGCCGUGGUGGAGAUUUAUGAAGCGGACAUCAACGUCACGGCGUCUUUACCAAGCAACAACGACGGCGACCUGGCCGGUUCGCUGUCCAAGUUCGCCUAGAAUUCGCACGCGCGACGCGACGGUCGACGCCUAAGUCCUAUGUCCUAA
Messenger RNA from Pelagomonas calceolata, 863 nucleotides. NCBI's taxonomy places the organism in Eukaryota, Pelagophyceae, Pelagomonadales, Pelagomonadaceae. The record is from the annotation of a GenBank genome assembly.